Messenger RNA from Rubroshorea leprosula, 1743 nucleotides. The record is from the annotation of a GenBank genome assembly. NCBI's taxonomy places the organism in Eukaryota, Viridiplantae, Streptophyta, Magnoliopsida, Malvales, Dipterocarpaceae.
AUCUUGACAGGUCGGAGAGAGAAAGCGUAGUGGAUAGACUAGAUUUUCUUUUUCGCACGGACAACCCGGAAACAGGAAGACUUGUCGGCUUCGGAAGGGGGGUUUGCAGUUUCUGGCCCUUGAUUGCUGGUGGAGGAGAAGAAGAAGGAGGAGGAGGCCAUGGUGGGCUCCAGAAUUACUGAUCAUGAUCGUCUAGUGGAUGGUGGUAAAGGUGGUUUUCCGGCACCUCCGGCUUCUGGGGUUUCAUGCUCGAUUUGCCUUGAUAUUGUUUCAGAUAAUGGGGGUAGAUCCUGGGCUAAGCUCCAAUGCGGCCAUGAAUUCCAUCUGGAUUGCAUUGGUUCGGCAUUUAAUGUGAAAGGAGCUAUGCAAUGCCCCAAUUGCCGCAAGGUUGAAAAGGGUCAAUGGCUGUAUGCUAAUGGAUGUACCCGUUCAUUUCCUGAGUUCGGCAUGGAUGACUGGUAUCCUGAUGAGGAUUACUAUGAUUUUUAUUCUGAAAUGCCAUUUAGAUUUCAUUGGUGUCCAUUUGGUGAAUUGACAACAAUUCAUUCGGCAUUUGAGGAAGUGGAAUCUCCAUCGACCACAUAUCAUGAACUACAGGGACACCGUGCCAUAUUUUCUGAACACUCUACUUCGUCUCCUGUGGCUCGUUCAUACGUUGCAUAUGUUGGACCUCUUCCACCCACAUCUUUGAGAGCCAGUGAUGGUGUUGAUGAUCUUAACUUCAAUCAUCAUUGGAACAACCUCUCCGGACGCAAUGAGAUUUUUGCUCCACAUGCUUUUCCUGCCAUUAAUAUCCACUAUCAUAGUUGGGGCAGUCAUUCCCCCACUAUCUCUAUAUCUGGUGGCCAUGUUCAGAGUGUUGAUCCAGCUUCCAUUCCACCUGGACUAUUGAGAACUUCUCAGGGGGAACUUGAUGCUACAACUAGAUUGAGAUCAUUUCCACAUCCUCUCCCUUUUGAGCAUGGGUCCAAUUCCAGAGCAGGGAGCUCUUUUGUCUCUGCAAUUAUCCCUCGUCAUCCAGGAGGCAGUGAAAGGAUUCAGGUAUCACAUUCUUUGCACCAUCAACAGCAACCAACAAAUCAACCAGGCUUGCCUACUCCUUUAGUUCCUGCUGCCAGAAGAGGCUUGCCAACAUUAGUGCCAACGCUCUCACCACCCAAUCAUCAUAAUGGUGGGUUAUAUAUCUUCCCUCCACCAAGUUCAUCAGGCCAUGGCCCGCUUGAAGCAGAAAAUCCAUUGCCUAGUCAUUUUCAUGCAUGGGAACAACGGCAUUUAUCUCAUUUCUCAAUCACAUCAAGAGGCUCAGGUUGGGGAUUGUAUCAUUCUACUGGAGCCUCCGAUUCCAGCAAUCUGUCUGGCAGCUUUCGGCAUAGGCCCUUCUCCUAGAUGUUUCGUUACAAGCUUCAGUCUGAACAGGAUUCUAAACCAUCCCCACUUGUGGAAAGCUUUGGAAUCAUUGAAUCUGAACUUAUAAAUGGCAAAAAAGUAAGGUGUGAAACUGAAAAAUGAUAAAUAAUGUCCAUUUUUUUCUUUUUGUAAGUUUCAGUGAACUAAACCUUAAGACGUCAAGGUUCUUUGUUAAUCAUGUGGCGCAUGUACCCAAAAACAUGUGGCACCGUGAAGGUGCGUAUUUUGUCAAACAUGUUUCUGGUUGUUAAAAUUUCUGAAGUACAGUUGAGGAUGUCAGACUAAGAUUCAAAGGACAGAUUCAUUUGUCUUUGCUAAUACAUGAUUAAGAACCGU